AUGGAUCGUACAGGAAAUUGGAAAUUUAAACAAACCAGAAUGUUUGUCCGUCCCACCCACGCAGUCGCCAUACUGUUGUCCAUUAAAAGAAGCAGAGUUAUACGAAGGCAAAAAGUAUUGACUUCUAGAGGUAGCUCUCUGAAUAGAGUCACUGUGAUAACUGGGAAGCUGGUUCAUCCUCCUAUUGUGGAUGGUCUAUUUAACGAUUCUCCAAAACUCCGCCUCUUCACUAGACCUCCUCGCUGGUGCGCAGACGGUUUGACAAACUUCUUCUCAUAUCUACUUGGCACCAAUCGCGUAUAUUUCGCUUUGCUGGAUAAUGUGUUUUGACUAUUGACUGGUCUCACAGAAGUAAGAGGCGAUUGAAAUCCAGGCAAGAGCGUGUGGUGAACUUGCUGAUAAUUUGGAUCAUUUGUAUAAAACGUCGGCACGUAUGUUGGUUGAUUGACACCAUCAGACAGAUUAUCUCCAAUCCUUACAUAUCCAUAAACUGGAUUUGAUUGAGCCGUCUCGCCCACUAGAAGCGGAUCAGGUGUAUAAAAAUGAUCUCCAUAGGCAUGCCUAUGAUUCGGAUCGUCGCAACAGUACUGACUGCCGUAUUUGGAUCCAUCAUGACAGGUCUUUUCCACUGGAAUGAGGCGGGGCUUCGAAAGAGGCAUCACUGGUGCAGUUCCGCCGUGUGUUUGCUUCUUCCUUAUUAUAUAGAUAAUGACGACGACAUUGAUUACUAUCACAACUCCUCCAAUAACACAAGCUGCAACGAUUAUGAAAAGGGAAUUCGACCGAGUGUAGCCAACGGCUUUUAUGGUGUGGUAGGCAUUGAAGUGAUCCACAUCAUCAGAAGCAUGACCAGUUCUCGCUUGGAUUGUUUUUGAAUACUUUGUUUCACCGUAUUCGUCAUUUCGUGACCUAACGGCCACUUCAUAUUGUGUAUUCUGAUUUAGCCCGAUGAUUGUAAACGAAGCAUCGCCAGCAUCUUCAACUUCAGCUACGUCCGCAUACUUGUAUUGA
This is a messenger RNA of Rodentolepis nana, 1011 nucleotides long. NCBI's taxonomy places the organism in Eukaryota, Metazoa, Platyhelminthes, Cestoda, Cyclophyllidea, Hymenolepididae. The record is from the annotation of a GenBank genome assembly.